Messenger RNA from Arachis stenosperma, 1325 nucleotides. Its product is annotated as U1 small nuclear ribonucleoprotein C. Bases 218 to 835 code for a protein of 205 amino acids. Gene Ontology annotation, cellular component: nucleus; U1 snRNP. The record is from RefSeq and is a predicted model, not a curated record. NCBI's taxonomy places the organism in Eukaryota, Viridiplantae, Streptophyta, Magnoliopsida, Fabales, Fabaceae. The transcript has 7 exons. Gene Ontology annotation, molecular function: zinc ion binding; pre-mRNA 5'-splice site binding. Gene Ontology annotation, biological process: spliceosomal snRNP assembly; mRNA 5'-splice site recognition; mRNA splicing, via spliceosome.
CCUACACCGUUCAAAAACAAAGAAAAAAAAACAUUAAAAACAUUCACUAAAAAAAACCCUCACCCGCAUCCUCACCUCAGUAAGCCAUAGCUGCUGCCGCCAUUUCCUUCCCACCGACAACCGUCCUCGCCGCCCCCUUCUCCUCGCUCCACCGUUGUAGAAGCGACCGCCGACCAGGGUUCUUUUAUGUGAAGCAGCUUUUCGCAUCGAAUCAGCGAUGCCGAGGUACUACUGUGACUACUGUGAUACUUACUUAACCCACGAUUCUCCAUCUGUGAGAAAGCAGCAUAAUGCAGGUUACAAACACAAGGCAAAUGUGAGGUCCUACUACCAACAAUUUGAAGAACAACAAACUCAAAGUUUAAUCGAUCAAAGGAUCAAAGAACAUCUUGGGCAAGCUGCAGCAUUUCAGCAGGUUGGUGUGGCUUAUAAUCCUCUAGUUCAGAGGCCAGCCAUGCCCCCUGUAUUGCCACCUCCGAGAUUGCCUAUUCCUGGUGCCCCCCAAAUACCUGGAAGUCAACCGCUAAUGCCGGGAAUGCGACCCCUUUUGCCUAGGCCAAUUCCUGGUGCACCAGGAUAUAUGUCUGCACCUCCCAUGCAACCAAUGGUACCUCCUCCUGGAGCUCCCCAGGUGCCAGGUCAGCUGAGUUCCCUACCCCGGCCGCCUACAUUAGCUCCCACACCAACAGUUCCUGGAAGCACUGCACCACCAGCUUCGAAUGGUGCUCCUUCUAUUGCUCCACCAGCCAUGUAUCAAGCCAAUCCAACAGCACCAGCAACUGGAGGUUAUGAUAGUUACAAUGCAAAUGCUCAAGCACCUGAGGGCAAUCACUGAUCUGUUGAAACUGCUUCGUUCGCUCUGCAUUGCUCUAUCUGGUGUCCGCGCUUGAUGACUAGAACUGUUUUAUGCUCUUCCUCCUUGCAGUUAAUCAUAUGAGGACUCUCAAACUCACUUCCCAUGUUUGGUCAUAUUUAGGGGCAUCAUAUACUGAGAUAAUUGGUAUGUAUGUACUAUGUAAUGUAUUGAUUGGUUUGAGUGUCGGGAAAAAUCUUGUUCUAGUAUAGUUAUUAGGAUGAAAAUAUUCACAUUGAAGUGCUAAUUGAGAAGAACCUUUGCCAAUUGCCAUGGUUUUGAUAAACUUCAUGAUACUUAGUAUUGCUGCAAGCAUUUUGGAAAUAAUCCAUAUCAAAUGCUCGUAACUAGGAAACUUCAAGAAACAAUUCAUUGCAUAGCUAUGUUUCCCGCACGGAUUAAAUUGAGAUUCUUGCAUGAGACAACCUAAGGGCCUCUCUUGUUUCUUAACGGUUUCUUUUUCUAGUUUUUU